Molecule: messenger RNA, 732 nt
Organism: Aspergillus luchuensis
Lineage: Eukaryota; Fungi; Ascomycota; Eurotiomycetes; Eurotiales; Aspergillaceae
Exons: 1
Coding region: 1-732 (243 amino acids)
Source: RefSeq, a predicted model, not a curated record
AUGGAUUACUACCCGCCUCCGUGCGAUUUGGAGCUGAUUGUAAACGCCACCAUCGCUGCUUGCGAUCCGCUGGAUGGCCGCGCAGACGGAGUUGUCGCCCGCUCCGACCUGUGCAAGCUGCAUUUCAACUACAGCUCCUUGAUCGGCGCUCCCUACUACUGCGCGGCCAGCUCCGGUGGCAGCAGUCUUGGUCCCGGGUUUAUUAAACGGCAGUCCAUGAGCUCGACCCCGGAGCAGAACGGUACCGUCACCAAAGAAGCAGUCCAAUUGGUUCAGACACUGCUCGCCGGUUUGAAGGACACCCAGGGUCGUCAGGCCUACUUGUACUUCAAACCCGGUGCGGACUUUGACGAUGCUGAAACCACCUACGACUCAGAAACCGGCACCUGGGGCCUCAGUAUUGACGGUAACGGGGGCGAGUUUGUGGCGAAGUUUGUGAACCUGCAGGAAGCGGACACGCUAUCUACUCUCGACAAUGUUACUUAUGACACCAUCCGCGACUGGAUGCAAAUGGGAUGGACAAUGUACGAGGACACCCUGAUGACUCACAACCCCGAUCUCAGCGUUCUUCAGCAAUCCUAUGGUAGGAUUCUGCACUUCCACGGUGAGCAGGACGCCAGUGUGCCCACUGCCUCGUCUGUCCACUACUACGAGGCUGUGCGCAAGAUUAUGUUCCCCAACGAGUCUCUCAACACAAGUGCUGCCGCAGUGUCACGCGUCGCAGAAGCCUAG